AUGGCCGCACUGCUUUCCUGUGCAACAGAAAUACGUAACGGAAUACAGACCCAUAUAAAAAAAACUGAAAACAUUGAAAAAAUAAUAGAGCGGAAACACGGUCGAACAGAGAUGCAAGAAACAUCGAUACCAUCCCUAAAAUACGACUUGAGAAGAAGCAAAAGAAAAGCAGACGAGAUGAUAACGGAAGUAAAAAGAAUGAAAACUGAGGAAACAGAUCGUAUUACUCGCCUAGAGCAACAUGUACAGCAAACUAAAGAAGGGUUCAAAACCGAGAUGGCAGUAAUGCGAAACCAACUCACUGACACGCAAAACGAAUUAAUGGAGAUGAAAACAGCUCUUCAUACAGGGCAGACCGCCUACAACUUCGAAAAGGACCUCGCGACAUACAUCUAUCCACCAGGAACGUCAAUCACAUUCGGCCGAAUAUUUUCAACCAUGAUGAAAUGGCUGCAGGACAAUAAGGAUACGCCAGAAGGACGUGAAGGAAACAAGAAGUGGAAUGCAUUGAAGAGGAAGUUUAAGUGGUCAAAUAAACACGAACAAGUAUUUUUUAAAAUGCUCAAGUGUAGGAGAAAACCCGCGCACCCGAAGGUCGACUAUAAAUUGCCGAUUCCUGAUAACUUCAGCAAGGACGAAGAGAGAUACGUUGAAGAUAUCCGUAAAAUGACCAUUCGAGUGAACGAACUAGUAGGUUUGCCUAAUCCUAAUCUUAACUCUUAA
Molecule: messenger RNA, 723 nt
Organism: Paramuricea clavata
Lineage: Eukaryota; Metazoa; Cnidaria; Anthozoa; Malacalcyonacea; Plexauridae
Source: the annotation of a GenBank genome assembly